AUGUCUUCUUCACAAGUAAACCUUCAAAGUUGCCUAAUUCCACUAGAGGAGAUCAUCCGGGCCACCGAAGAUUUUAGUCCUGAAAGACUUAUUGGAAGCGGUGGAUUCGGUAUGGUCUACAAAGGACAACUCUCUGAACUCUGGCAAAACCGAAUAGUUGCUAUCAAACGGCUAGACCUCGCCGGCAACCAAGGAGAGGCCGAGUUCAUCAAUGAACUUCAGUUGGUUUCAAGACUCCACCAUGAGAACAUCAUAUCUUUCGUUGGUUAUUGUAACGAUGGCAACGAGAUGAUUAUAGUUCAUGAUUAUGCUAGUAAUGGAAGCCUUGAUUAUCAUCUCCAAGACCCAAAUAAGAGGCGUGGCAUAAAAUGGACACAACGUCUGAAAAUCUGCUUAGGUGCAGCAAGAGGGCUCGAUUACCUUCAUUCGGGUCUUGAGGAGCCCAAUAGAGUAAUACAUAGAGACGUGAAAAGUGCUAACAUAUUGUUAGAUGAGAAUUUUGUCGCCAAAAUUUGUGAUUUUGGUUUGUCAAAAGUGGGUCCUAGAAAUCUGCCAAAUACCCAACUCUAUACAAAGGUUGCAGGUACACAAUUUUACUUGGAUCCCAGAUACCGUGAAAGUGGCAUCCUUACAAAAGAAUCAGACGUAUACUCGUUUGGGGUGGUCAUGUUUGAAAUGCUAAGUGGAAUGUUGGUAUAUCUUCCAAGGAGCAUUGGAGAUGAUAACGCAGAGUCGCUGAUGAAUUUCGUCCGUCGAUACGAACAAAAUGAUGAAAACAAGUUAAUUGAUAACGACAUUAGAGAUAAGAUUGAUAUUGGUUCUUUUAAUACGUUUAAAGAAAUUGCAUAUCGGUGUGUUAGUUUUAAUUUCAAGGAUCGCCCUAUGAUGGGCACGAUUGUCGAAAAGAUUGACGAAGCAUUGAACAUUCAAGAAAAUGUUGAUAAUGUUGAUGCCCUUAUAGAGUGCGUUAGGGAAGAUAUCGGAUUCAGACAUGGCAAACCCGUUGCAGCCUUUACCAUCUAUAAAUGCCUUAUCCAUUUGAAAUAUCUUGAAGCUGAAAGAACUUCCGUGUUUGAUCGACUGCUUCAUAUUUUUAAUUCAGCAAUCGAGGAUGAAUAUAAUACGACUCACAUGGCGUAUUGGUUAUCAAAUACAUCUACUUUGUUAUUCUUGAUCCAAAAAAGUCUAAAAUUUGAUAGUGCAAGUCCCCCAACAUCGCAACUUCAAAGAGCCAUGGGAUUUCCAUCAUCUGUGUCUGAUCUUAAUGAGAUAGUACAACAAGUUGAAGCCAAACAACUAACUUUGCAUUUCAAACGACAACUAACAGAAUGUGCACAGAAAAUGUAUGGCAUUAUUCGUGACAAGUUGAAGCAUGAGGUGGGAUUACUACUUGACUUAUGUAUUCAGGCGAAUUUUAUCCAGGCGAGUUUCGUACAGCCAACAUCUGUCCCCUCCAGCCUCCAGGAAAGUGUGAAAUUCAAGUUUCCACAAAGGUUGUUCAUUCUCGGAGGUUUUGAACGGAAUCACUGGCAUGGGAUUGUUGGUCAUCUCACUACUUUCCUCAACACAUUGAAGGAAAAUUAUGUGCCUCCCACAAUUGUUAAGAAGAUAUUUGCUCAAACUUACUCAUAUAUUAAUGUGCAGCUAUUUAAUAGUCUUCUUCUAUACCGGGAUUGUUGUACUUCCAACAACGGGAAAUAUGUGAAAGCCGGUUUAGUUGAGUUGGAACUAUGGUGUCUUCAGGCGAAAGAAAAGUAUGCAGGCUCAGCAUGGGAUAAACUCAAGCAUAUUAGACGAGCUUCUGACUUCUUGGCUGUAUAUGAAUAUGAAAAUAAUGGUGUACUCAUUUGUACAUUCCCUACUCUAAGCAAGGAGCAACUGAAUAGAAUACUAACUCAUAUCAAGGAUAUGCGUACGGAAACUCGUCCCAAUCUUGAAAUUUUGUCUCUAUCGUCGCAUAUUUACCAUCCGCACUUAGUUUCUGGGGAAGCGAAAGAUUCCUACAUAGAAGAUAUUUCCGUUCUACUAGAAGAUAAUUCCAGGUAUACUACCUUUUUCUGCACUGGUUUAUUUGAUUUUUGA
Messenger RNA from Lactuca saligna, 2082 nucleotides. Lineage: Eukaryota; Viridiplantae; Streptophyta; Magnoliopsida; Asterales; Asteraceae. The record is from the annotation of a GenBank genome assembly.